AUGGCCCGUCGCCGGCGGCCCCCGCGCGCCGGCGCCCUUAGCGAGCUCCCGCCGCUGCGCAUCUUCAGCCAAAUUGUCGCCCUCCAAUCACUCUAUUACUUCGCCGCCCUAAUCCUCUUCCUCUUCACCGCGCUGGUCGCGGGCACCAAGUUCAGUCUAGAUCUCAUCUUUGGAUGGGAUGCUGUCCGCGGAGAUACAACGCAGGGCUGGCUGAUGGGGGCCGCCGCCAUCGUAGUCCUAAUCGGGCGCUCCAAGCUCGUGCUUGACUUCGCGCUAUCCAUGCAUGCCAUCCAUCUGGUUGUCGUGACAAUAUAUUCUGGUCAACUGCCACGCAAUACAGCGUGGUGGGUGGCCAUGGCUGCGGCAAGCGCAGUGUCCGUUGCUAUAGCUACCUGGGGAUGCCGCCAUCGCGAAUUGAAACCUACUUUCUCUUUUGGCGGUGGCGGCAUUGCAGCAUCGUCAACAGCGGCUGGAGGGAAUGGAGAUGGAGGAGAUGGUGUUGGGGAUGGGGGUAUGGGAGGUGAUGAGGAACAGGGGUUUUCGAGGGGAAGGGGGAGAGGGAGAGGGAGAGAUGGCGCCGGUGAAUAUGAGAUGGUGGCUAUGAAUGAUACGGGGAGGUGA
This is a messenger RNA of Thermochaetoides thermophila DSM 1495, 621 nucleotides long. RefSeq names its product putative integral membrane protein. The record is from RefSeq and is a predicted model, not a curated record. Gene Ontology annotation, cellular component: trans-Golgi network; Golgi membrane. Lineage: Eukaryota; Fungi; Ascomycota; Sordariomycetes; Sordariales; Chaetomiaceae. The coding region runs from base 1 to 621 and encodes 206 amino acids. The transcript has 2 exons. Gene Ontology annotation, biological process: protein localization to Golgi apparatus; Golgi to plasma membrane protein transport; Golgi to endosome transport.